This is a messenger RNA of Oncorhynchus keta (chum salmon), 2653 nucleotides long. RefSeq lists its product as uncharacterized. Lineage: Eukaryota; Metazoa; Chordata; Actinopteri; Salmoniformes; Salmonidae. The transcript has 2 exons. The record is from RefSeq and is a predicted model, not a curated record. Bases 1174 to 1923 code for a protein of 249 amino acids.
GGUGCAGCUGUCGAACAUUUUGAAGAUCUGAGGACCCAUGGCAAAUCUCCUGAGGGGGAAGAGGCACUGUGGUGCCCUCUUCACGACUGUCUUUGGACAGUGUGUUUGGACCAUGAUAGUUUGUUGGUGAUGUGGACACCAAGGAUCUUGAAGCUCUCAACCUGCUCCACCACAGCCCUGUCGAUGAGAAUGGGGGCGUGCUCUGUUGGGGUGGUAUGCAAAUUAGAGUGGGUCUAGGGUUUCUGGGAUAAAGGUGUUGUGAGCCAUGACCAGCCUUUCAAAGUCCUUCAUUGCUACAGACGUUGAGUGCUAUGGGUCGGGAGUCAUUUAGGCAGGUUACCUUGGCGUCCCUGGGCACAGGGACUUGAAACAUGUUAUUACAGACAUGGUCAGGGACAGGUUGAAAAUGUCAAUGAAGACACAUGUCAGUUGAUCAGCGCAUGCUCAGAGUACAAGUCCUUGUAAUCCAUCUGGGUCUGCAUCCUUGUGAAUGUUGACCUGUUUAAAGGUCUUACAUCUGCUACGGAGAGCAUGAUCACACAGACAUACGGAACAGCUGAUGCUCUCAUACAUGCUUCAGUGUUGCUUGCCUCAAAGCAAAUAUAAAAGUUAUUCAGCUCGUCUGGUAGGCUCGUGUCACUGGGCAGCUUGCGGCUGUGCUUCCCUUAGUAGUCCGUAAUAGUUUGCAAGCCCUGCCACAUCAGACGAGCAUCAGAGCCGGUGAAGUACGAUUCAAUCUUAGUCCUGUAUUGCCUGUUUGAUGGUUCAUCGGAGGGCAUAGCAGGAUUUCUUACAAGUGUCCAGGUUAGAGGCCCGCUCCUUGAAAGUGGCAGCUCUACCCUUUAGCUCUGUGAGGAUGUUGCCUGUAAUCCAUCGCUUCUGCUUCUGUGUUCAAAUCAGUCAGGUUUCAAGACUAGUCAUUCAACUGAGACUGCUCUUCUCUGUAUCACGGAGGUGCUCCGCACUGCUAAAGCUAACUCUCUCUCCUCUGCUCUCAUCCUUCUAGACCUAUCGGCUGCCUUCGAUACUGUGAACCAUCAGAUCCUCCUCUCCACCCUCUCCGAGUUGGGCAUCUCCGGCGCGGCCCACGCUUGGAUUGCGUCCUACCUGACAGGUCGCUCCUACCAGGUGGUGAAUCGCAUUUCUGCAUGUCUGGCAGACAUAUCAGUGUGGAUGACGGAUCACCACCUCAAGCUGAACCUCGGCAAGACGGAGCUGCUCUUCCUCCCGGGGAAGGACUGCCCGUUCCAUGAUCUCGCCAUCACGGUUGACAACUCCAUUGUGUCCUCCUCCCAGAGCCCUAAGAACCUUGGCGUGAUCCUGGACAACACCCUGUCGUUCUCAACUAACAUCAAGGCGGUGGCCCGUUCCUGUAGGUUCAUGCUCUACAACAUCCGCAGAGUACGACCCUGCCUCACACAGGAAGCGGCGCAGGUCCUAAUCCAGGCACUUGUCAUCUCCCGUCUGGAUUACUGCAACUCGCUGUUGGCUGGGCUCCCUGCCUGUGCCAUUAAACCCCUACAACUCAUCCAGAACGCCGCAGCCCGUCUGGUGUUCAACCUUCCCAAGUUCUCACACGUCACCCCGCUCCUCCGCUCUCUCCACUGGCUUCCAGUUGAAGCUCGCAUCCGCUACAAGACCAUGGUGCUUGCCUACGGAGCUGUGAGGGGAACGGCACCUCAGUACCUCCAGGCUCUGAUCAGGCCCUACACCCAAACAAGGGCACUGCGUUCAUCCACCUCUGGCCUGCUCGCCUCCCUACCACUGAGGAAGUACAGUUCCCGCUCAGCCCAGUCAAAACUGUUCGCUGCUCUGGCCCCCCAAUGGUGGAACAAACUCCCUCACGACGCCAGGACAGCGGAGUCAAUCACCACCUUCCGGAGACACCUGAAACCCUACCUCUUUAAGGAAUACCUAGGAUAGGAUAAAGUAAUCCUUCUCACCCCCCCCCCCCCUUAAAAGAUUUAGAUGCACUAUUGUAAAGUGGCUGUUCCACUGGAUGUCAUAAGGUGAAUGCACCAAUUUGUAAGUCGCUCUGGAUAAGAGCGUCUGCUAAAUGACUUAAAUGUAAUGUAAUGUUCUGGUUGGGGUAUGCAUGUACGGUCACUGUGGGGAUGACGUCAUCGAUUAACUUAUUGAUGAAGCCAGUAACUGAUGUGGUGUACUCUUCAAUGCCAUCAGAAGAAUCCAGGAAAAUAUUCCAGUCUGUGCUAGCAAAACAGUCCUGUAGCUUAGCAUCUGUGUCAUAAAUCAUGUUAAAACAAUUAUUGCACACAGAGUGAGUCCAUUCAACUUAUUAUCUGACUUAAGCGAAUUCUUACUCCUUAAGUUAUUUAGGCUUACCAUAACAAAAGGGGUUGAAUACUUAGACUCAAAACAUUUCAGCUUUUCAUUUGUUAUUAAUUUCUAAAAACAUAAUUGCACUUUGACAUUCAGGGGUUUUGUGUGUAGAUCAGUGACAAAAUGACAAUGUAAUCCAUUUUAAACUCAGGCUGUAACAAAAUGUGGAAAAAGUCAAGGUGUGUGAAUACUUUCUGAAGCCAUUGUAGCAGGAUCUAGACAAUAAAUGCCGUGGAACAUUGACUCAUCUCGACAUCAGUCCACUUUUGAGUUUUCAAAAGGUCUUCAAAAUUUUAUUUUGGAGUGAACAAUC